AUGAUCGAGCAAGAUAUCUACCUGGAAGAAGUAGAGUCCGAGGAGCCAUCACAGUUCAGCUCAUCGACCGACUUUUUGGCGUAUGGACGAAGUUCUCUCCCUGCAACAAAUACGAUUUAUCGAAUCGAGAAGGAAAACUCAGCUCAUCCAAGCAAUGGCAAGCAAGAGGCUCUCACUUACAAGAAUUUACCGUUGGCAUCGAGCUCUACAGGUCAGCAAAACUAUGAAAUGGUGCACAGAACGGCAUAUCAGCAAAGCCUAUCAGUGCCACGGAGACCCUCAAAAAAAAGUCGAACCUGGGGU
Messenger RNA from Mesorhabditis belari, 303 nucleotides. The record is from the annotation of a GenBank genome assembly. NCBI's taxonomy places the organism in Eukaryota, Metazoa, Nematoda, Chromadorea, Rhabditida, Rhabditidae.